Spizellomyces punctatus DAOM BR117 is the source of this 1212-nucleotide messenger RNA. RefSeq lists its product as uncharacterized. Gene Ontology annotation, biological process: S-methylmethionine cycle. Gene Ontology annotation, molecular function: S-adenosylmethionine-homocysteine S-methyltransferase activity. NCBI's taxonomy places the organism in Eukaryota, Fungi, Chytridiomycota, Chytridiomycetes, Spizellomycetales, Spizellomycetaceae. The transcript is spliced from 2 exons. The record is from RefSeq and is a predicted model, not a curated record. The coding region runs from base 349 to 1071 and encodes 240 amino acids.
GUUUUUUUGGCAAGAUGGCUGUCGUUAACCCUUUUGACGUCUUUGGGGAUCAAGUUGUCGUGCUAGAUGGUGGACUGGCAACUGAGCUCGAGACAGUCUUUGGCAAAGAUCUCAGUGGACCUCUAUGGAGUGCGAGGAUUCUCCAAGAAGACCCGGAUGCUAUCAAAGAAGUUCACAUGCGCUAUUUUGAAGCCGGUGCUGGUGUGUAUUUGUAUUUUUGCAACGCUCUGACGGGAGCAACAUGGCACUUUUGAUCGACAAUCAGAUGUCGCAACCACAAGCAGCUAUCAAGCAUCCGAGGAGGGCCUUCGUAAACUUGGUCUAACACCAACCGAAUCAAUUUAUCUCAUGCAACGAUCCAUUCAACUUGCAGUGGAUGCUCGAAAAGAGUAUCUCGCCAGCCUUCCUCAUCCACGUAUCAAACCACUCAUCAUUGCCGCUUCGCUCGGCAGUUAUGGCGCGUAUUUGGCAGAUGGAAGCGAGUAUACAGGGUCAUAUCCUCCACAUGUAACGGUAGACGUGAUAUCAAGUUUCCAUAGCCAAAAGGCUAGAAUACUUGUCAAUCAACCGGGUAUUGACAUACUCGCUUUCGAGACGGUCCCUUGUCUCAUGGAAGCCCAAGCCAUAGCGCACGCAUGCAAGACUGAUCCACUUCUCUCUCAAACGCCUGCGUGGGUCACUUUUAGCUGUAGAGGGGAUAUGAAGGGUGAAGUCUGCCACGGAGAGAACCUCACGGAUUGUGUGGCGGCUCUAUUGGAUGUCCCGUCCAUUGUGGCGGUUGGCAUCAACUGCACAGAUCCAGUUGCUUGUGAAACACUUGUUAAAAUUGUUGCUCAUAUUGCAAAAGGGUUGACGAUCAUUUGUUACGCCAAUAGUGGCGAAGAAUGGGACGGAGAGAAGAAACGGUGGAUUAAACGGGGGGAGAGAGGUGAUCCUGGAUGGUAUGCAGACCUAGCAGUCAAAUGGGCGGAGGCGGGCGCAAGGGUUAUUGGAGGAUGCUGCAGAACAGGGCCCCAGCAUAUUCGCGAAUUGGCAAACCGGCUAAGAUCUAGAGCAGAACGCGUACCAUAAACAGAGGACGCCCAUUCUCUUGACAUGCAUUGCAGAGCGUCAAGUAUAAAAACUUUCGAGUAGGUUAUAUUUGGAUAGUAUCAAAUGAGGUAUCAUCCCUCUAGAUAACAAACCAUACAAACUAAAACACAUAUCAAGGCA